UCAGGAACAAAGAUUCCCUGGCCUUUGACCACUCUGUUGGCCACCGUGACGCCAAAAUGGCACGUGCCCAGGUGGAGGAGAGUCUCCGUGUGAUCUGUGACACCUCCCGUAAUGACGUCAGACCCGAGUCUCCACGCCACUUCUCCGAGCUGGUCAUCGCCAUGAGGUCACUCUCUCAGGGAGACCUGGAGGAUCUGCACAAGAUGCUUAAGACCAAGACUCUCUGCCCAGACAACGACAAGACAUUCAAAUUUUUCUUGGAUGCCUUGCCCCUUACAUCUACUGACGCGUCCGUCAAGCUGAUGACGUCACUGAUCGCCAGCAAAUAUGUCAAGGGCGUCCUUGCCCAGGCCUGGAUCACAUCUUUUGGCUUUGUGCAAACUCCCACAUCGGAGAUGCUGCUGAGUGCCAAGACUCUGGUGGACAGCGAUGACACUAGGGAAGACGCUCUGCUGCCCGUCUCCUCCAUGGUGAACAACUACUGCAGGAAGAUGACGUCAUGUGACCAGGACUACGCUGUGCUCAGCAUCAUGGCCUCCCUGGAGAGGAACAUUGGCUACCGCUGUGACGUUUCUGGAAAGAAUUUCGAGAAGGUUCUCCUGUCCCUCCGAGCUAUCGGAAACGCCGGACAUGCAAGCCGAGCUGUUGGCCCCAUCAACAAGUGCCUGAGCUCCCCCACUAACCCUCUGGAGAUCCGUGUGGCUGCUGCUGAGGCUUUCAGACGCAUGCCUUGUGAGGCAAAGGAGGACGAACUGUGGAACACCUUUGAGAACGGUGACCUGGACUCCGAGCUCCGAGUGGCUGCCUACCUGGCCCUGAUGCGGUGCCCUAGCGACGCCACCCUGGGCAAGAUGGCCGCCAGUCUGCUCAGCGAGGAGGAUGACCACGUCGGUGCAUUCGUCUACAGCCACUUGACCAACCUGAGGGAGACUUCAGACCCACACCGACAGGACAUUGCUCGUGCCGUGCAAAAUCUGGCACUGGACAAGGAAUUCGAGCUGAGCGCCCUGAAGUAUUCCCGCAACUUCGAAGUGUCUGCUCUCAUCAACAAACUGAACAUGGGAUUCGCAGCAGAGAGCAACCUCGUCUGGUCCAGCGGGUCGCAGAUGCCCAGGUCUAUCUCAGGAAACCUGACCGUCGAUCUGUUCGGCCAGGCUAUCAACCUGAUGGACUUCGGAGCCCGUCUAGAAGGAUUGGAAUACCUUGUGAAGAAUCUCUUCGGACCAUACAUGCCAGAAGAAGAUAGAUCAGACCAGAAGUUCAAGAGCCGCGCAAAGGCUGAGGAUGUUGAGGGCUCCAUCUAUGGCCGAAUCUUUGGCAAUGAGAUGCUCUUCAUGCACAGCAAGACCAUGAAAUCGCCCUUCAAGAAAAUGCCUUCCAGCUGGCUUGACCUGCUCAUCCAACUGUCCAAGAAACAAGACUUUGCUCUGACCCAGUCAGCUCAGUUCAUUGACACCUGCAUGAUCUUCCCUAGCGUGGCUGGUCUGCCCAUCCACGUCGACGUCAAUGGUACCGGCACUGUGGACCUGGUUCUCAGUGGCAAGAUGGACCUCAGGAAGUUGGGAUCCUCUCCUCGUUCUCUGGACAUCGAUGGUGAAGUUCGCCCAAGUGCCGCUAUUGAAAUCACCGGAACCAUGUCUGUGGACGCAAUGGUCACCAGGACUGGACUGCGCAUGCGUAACACUCUGCACACCAGCACUGCCCUCAAGGGACGUGUGCAACUGGAGAGAGGCCAGCUGCUCAACAUGGAACUUGAGACUCCCGAGGACAAGAUGGAAAUCUUCAGUGCCGGGUCAAAGUUCUUCAUCAUCCACAACGACGUGGAAAAAGAGCAGGCUAUGAUGGCCGACAACCGUCAGGAGUACAAAGUGUGUUCUGGUGGUCAACUGGCUACUAUUUUCGGAAUUGAGAUGUGCGGAGAACUGAGCUUCCCCAACGCUUCCAUGGCAACCACAGGCCCGUACUUCCCCCUGACCGGACCCACCUCAGGAAGCCUGACACUGUACAAGAAGGAUUCUCACAAGAGUUACAAGAUCUUUGCCAAACGUGUUGAGAACAAGAAAGCCAGCAUUGCCCAGAUUUCACUGAACACACCUGGCUCCAAGACCGACCGUGCUAUUUUGAUGGAGGUCAACCUCAACUACCCCAAGCAGACAUUGGACGCCGUUAUGAGGACCCCUUGGAAGAAGGGCGCUCUCAGGGCUGUGACCAUCAACAAGGACAACCUGAAGAGCUUUACCGGAAGUGUCGUCAUCGAUGACGAAGACACGUACGCCUUCACCAGCGAGGUCAAGGUCGAUAAGACCAAGAACAAACUCCAGCUGAGCCCAAUGAUCGAGGUGAGACGUGUCGGAGCUGACAACGUUCAGGUGACUGGUUAUUUGACCUUCAUGACCCCAUUCAAGUCGGCCGACAUCGACCUGUCUCUGUCCGGACUCAGCAAGAUGCCGUACAACGUGAAGACUACCCUGACAAACACUAAGAAGGAAAAGAGUAUUCGCGCCAGCUUCAGCCCAGAUGGAAAGAACAAAUACACCCUUGAAGCCAGCAACCAAUUCUCUGUCAUGGGCAAGAAGUCGAUGAUCGCUACCCUGAAGAGCAUGCUCAAGGUGAACACGCCCACCAAACAGAUGUUGUCCAUGCAAGGAUCAGCUGACUACAGGGAGGACAAGUCUUUGAAGAUGGACGGCACCCUGGACGUCUACCGCCUCCUCAAGAAACCCGCCAACAUCAAACUUGCCCUGGUGAAGAACGCCAAAAAACGAGGUGUCCGCUACGACGUCGAUGCUAUCCUGAAGUCAUCUGUGGCCUCUGGCAAACUGGACAGUUUCACCUUCAUCAAGAACUCCGGUCUCAUGUCCACAAAGACUGUCCUGGGAUACACCAUCCCCAGAGUGGCAAAGAACAAGAUCACGUUCGGUGGAAAGUUCAAUGACAGGAGCACCAAGGCCUACAAGAAGUACACCAUCAAGAGCAACCUGGACAUUGCAAAGAACCCAGAGUACAACCUGGGUCUGAACGUCGAUUUGGAUCAUAAGAAGAAGCACAGUGAGGCUGAAGUAGAACUCAAAUAUGGACCCAACCCCAAGGACAAGACUAAGAGGCUUUUCUGGUCAACCUCCCUGAACAGGAAACUGGCCACCUGGAAGAACGCAAUCCUCACCUUUAAAAUGAACGCUCUGGCCCCAGCCAAGGGAAUGGACGUGAGUUUGGUGCACAAACAUCAGCACACACCCAAGAUGAUCGACUCCAACGUCGUGCUAAAUUAUGGAGGAAAAGGGAAAGACCUGAGCGCUGAGCUGGUCGUCAGAGACAAGAGCUCAAAACUGUCAAAGAUUAACGGCAAAGCAGUUGUUGCCUGGCCGGGCUCAGCAUACACCUUGACCACUGGAGUUGACCAGAAGUCUGCCAAACAGUACGCCCAUACCCUGAAUCUGAGAAGUAAAUCUGGAAUGAAGCACACAAUCACAACGCUUUACAAGACCCCCAAUGGAAAAGCACACCAGUUCUCCACAAAGUUCUUGUUGAGCGGAAUGAAACCAGUCACUGUUUCUGGGUCCACCAACCUUGACCCAAGAAACUUUGAGAUCUCGGGAGAAGUCCAGCGAGGCAAAGAGAUCUACGGGCUCAAGACAAACACCAAGAUUACCAAGACCCCUACUGCGAAGGUUGAAGUUGAGCUUGUCUACCCCACAAGGCGUAUGACUCUCCUCAUUGAUGGAGGAAAGCAAAAGAGCAAGUUUAAUGGCAGAAUUGAAACUGCUUGGGACGCUGACAGAGACCCAAGCCAGAAAGUUGUCGUUGAUGGCUCUGGAUACAUGAAGUCUACUAAGAAAUCAAUGAGUUUGGGAGGAAGCCUCGCUCUCAACUCUCCCUUCAAGAACUACGAAGACAUUAUGACAGCUUUCAAAUAUGGCAAUGAUGACAGUCAACACGAUCUCAGCGGCAAGUUCUCAUGGGGUGGAAAGGGAAACCAGAUGGUAUCUAGCCUCACUGUGAAGAGACCCGUCUCCUUCAGCAACCUGCAGAUGACCACAGAAACCAAAACGCCAUUCAAAGGAUUCCGAGUUAUCUCUUGCGAUAUUGAUCAUUCUCUGUACCCGACUCUGAAGACUACCAUGAAAGGAAGGUGGGACAAGGAAAAUGGUAAACUGAGCAUCGAAGGUCAAAAUAUUGGAGAUUGGUAUAACCGCAACAUCAAAGGAACCGUUUCAUUGAAAUCCACUCUGAAGAAUGCAGAGGACGUGACGUUCCACUUGGCUCACGCUGAUAGCGCUGGACGACUUGCUUCCAACGCUGCCCUUAUCCACAACGGAAAGUCGUACGGCUAUGACGUGAAUAUGGAUCACAACAGGAAUGGCUGGCAAAUCAGAAACACCGGAGACCUUUUGCUUACUAUGCCCACCACCAAAGUCAAGUCAAGCUGGAAACACAGGAGCAGUGAGAAAGACAUUAAGUCAACCAUGACCUCUGAGUGGGGAAAGAACCGACUGCUUGUAAAUGUGGAUGCAUCUCACGACCUUCUGAAUGCUGGAGUUAUGAAUGCUGACCUCAAGAUGCAGAGCCCUUGGAAAUCUCUCAGGAACAUUGACUUGACCCUCAGCCACAAACACGGAAACGGUGUUAUCAUGAACAAUGCUGCCUACAAGCACAAUGGAAAGAUAGAGGCUUCUUCCUCCAUAAAAGGCAAUUUCCGCCCCUCUGAGUUUGAUUUUAAGUUUGGAAUAGUAUCCCCAUUCACUGAAGACUUCGAUGGCAAGAUGAACAGCAAAUUCAGCUCCUACCCAAUGACUGCAGCGGCUGAGCUGAGCUGGGCCCCGAGAUCUAAGGCUGUGAUGGAAGGUUCAUUGAACAUUGCCUCCUGGGAUAACGCAAAUGUUGAUGUUAAAGUUAUUACACCUUUCAGAGAGUACCGCAACAUUGUCUUCAAAGCAUCCAACAAGAACGAAAAAGGAGAGAUUGUAUCACACAUGAAUCUCGACUAUGGAGUCCGUAAAAACAUUGACAUGGAAAGCAGAAUGGCCUGCAAUGACAUGAAGAAGAUGUUGAGACUGAAGAUGAGAACUCCAUUCCGCGAAAUGCAGACUUUGGAUACUGGUCUCACAUUCACAGGGAUGAUGACACGUUUUGACGGAUCCGCUGAUUUUGAAAUGGUUCCAGUUAUUGGUAAACUCCAGGGAUCCGUGAACUGGGAAUAUGCUAAUGACGAUUUGAAGGGAAAUCUGCGUGUGAGCACUCCCUUCCCAGAGUACCCGUACAUUGAGCUGUCAACCUCCAGUCAAAUGAAAGGACGCUCCAGACAAUCAUCGGUCUCCGCUGAGUAUUAUCCCCGCCAGACCUAUCGCCUCGACAGCACUUACACCCUUGAGAUGCCCUACGCACUUGAGGUCACCCUCAACACUCCUUUCCCUGAGUAUGACAACCUGGGACUAGCCUUCCAGCACAAUCAGUCUCCAUCUAGUGUGAUGUCCCACGGAGAAGUGCGUUACCAGCCUGACAAGAAGAUUGAAGGCGAUGUGAACAUGGACUGGUCCACUGUUAUCGAGGGUACUCUGAUGUUGAAAACUCCCUUCUACGGCUAUGAAUCAAACAAGGUGCUGCUCAGGCACCAAGGCGACAUGGAUGCUUUCAGCAGCCACGGAGAGGUAAACGUUGCCGGCAAGAGUGUUUCAGCAGACGCAAGUUUCAACAGCGGAUACGCCACCACCGGCACAUUCACCUUCAACAGCCCUAUCCCUGGACUUGAGAGCAUUGAACUUUCGAUGAAUAAGAAAGGCAACUCCAACAACAUGAGAGGUGGUGCCACAUUCAGUCUGAAUGGAGACAGGUCCCAAGCCAACUUCAACCACAGGAUGAGCGCCUCCACACUGAAGUCAACCGUCAGUGUCAAUACCCCAUACAGUGACAACUUCAAGCUCAAUGUUGAUCACAACGGUGACAUCAACAGUUUCACUAACAAGAUGUCCCUUAACUAUGGCCGUCGCUACGACAUUGACACCAUCUUUGCCUUUGACAAUAGACAGCCAGACGUCAGCGGCAAUGGCAUGAUCAAAUACAAACUUGCUGGACCAAGAAACGUUGCCCGAGUGACCUUCAGCAGAACCGGUGAGCUGGAAGACAUGUCCUUCAGUGGAACUGCCAGCUACAACAGAAGAGAUGUCAGUUUGAAUGGCUCCUGGAAACUCCUUGGCGGAAUUGAAGGCACUGUUCGCAUUGCAACUCCUUUCGACAAGUUCAGAAACAUUGGCGCUACUCUUUCCCACACUGGAGACGUAUACAACUUCAGAACCGAAUCCAACUUGAACUACAUGGAUAACCAAAACAUCAAUGGAAAAAUGGAGAUGUCUUCUGAUGGUCUACGCAGAAUCCGCUUCAACACCGAGAUGGCCACUCCCUUCAGGGAAAUGCAGUCAGCUAAAUUGAGUGUAGAACACGACUACGACGAGUACACAAUGGCUUUGACGGGAGGAGCAAAACUGACCACCACAAUGGGCCGAUUUGGACAGGGCAGUGUCAGUUACACCAAGUCAGGAGACUUUGAGAACUUCAGCGUUCAGCUCAACGGAAAGUAUGCCAACGACGAGGCUGUUGUUACUGUGACAAAGAGAGGCUCCGUGAGCGACAUGACCGUGAGCACCAGCGCCUCCUUGAACGGACAAGCUAUCAGCAUGGACGGUUCUCUGAAGACUCUUGGCGGAUUUGACGGAAUAGUACAGCUGAAGACACCGUUUAGAUACUACCGCAAUGUAGGAAUGAAGUUGACCCACCGUGGUGAGAUCAAUGACUUCAACACCCAAGCUUCUGUUGACUACAUGGACAACAAGAACGUUAACAGCCAGAUUGAGUUUGUUGCCGAUGGUAUCCGAGCAAUCAGACUGUCCACUGAACUGAACUCACCACGAGAACUCCUGGGAACCUCUAAGAUGACCUUCAACCACGAAUACGACACCUACAGGAAGAGCAUCGCUACACGUGGCGAGAUGAGCAGCGCUAUUGGCGGAUUCGGCGACGGCAAUUUCCGAUUCAGCAAGACCGGCGACCUUAGUGACCUGAAUAUGGAAGGCAAGGCCACUCACAAUGGUGCCGACAUGGUAUAUGCCAAGAUUACCAACUCAUUCCAGCUCCGAGCCCUUAAAACAAUCAUAAACUUCAAGAGCGCCAUGACACCAAGUUUGGAGUUCACAGUUGACCACAACGGUGAUUACCUCAACAGCAACACUAAAGCCACAGGCAUGCUAGGUUCCAACAACAUGAUGUCCGUGGAAACUGCCAUGACCAACCGAGGUGAUGUGUUUGACAGCCAGGGUACUCUCAUUUACAGGACCACCCAAUUUGGCGCUAGCCGUGGAUCUGUCAAGGUUCACAAAGAGGGCGACAUUGAUGACUUCAGCGUGACUGUGACUGGCGACCUCAACGGCGACAAGUCUUCGGUAACCGGAGCCUUCAAGAUCAAGGACGAAAUCACUGGAUCAGUCAGCGUGAAGACACCCAUGAGGGGAUACCAAAAUGUUGGAAUGUCUUUCAAACACUCUGGCAACCGUGAGCGCUUCCACAGCAGCGGUGACAUUACCCUGAAGGACGGAAACCGUUACUCUGCCAAACUGGACUUCUACAUGUACCUGCUCAGACGCAUUGAAACAACUCUUGAAGUCAGAACUCCAAUUCAAGGCUACGAGUUCACCAAGCACGAGUACAGACACGAGAGCGGGCCAGACAGCUUUAAGUGCUACGAGACUCUUGAGUACGGAAACUCACAGAAAAUUACAUAUGAGAUGAAGGCUACCAUGUCCCCCAACCCUGACGUGGGCAUCACGCUGAAGACACCUUUCUACAGGUACGAGGACAUGAUGGCAUCUGCUUCUCUCGUCAACAACUGGCCAACUGCUUCUGUCUCCGGAAAGGUCAAUGCAGGAAACGGCAACAUCUUUGUUGUAAAUGGAGCUAUGGACGUGAGAUCGGAUAUGUCAGGAUCCCUUACUGUCGCCACGCCUGUGAGGGGUUUCAGCGAUAUUGGACUCAGCUUCCAGCACUCUGGCGAACUCAGAAACUUCAACUCAGAGGGCAGAAUUACAUACAUGGACAACAAGGACAUAUCUGGCAAAUUGGGAUUCAAACUUAACAGUGGGCGUGUCAUUGCCGAACUCAAGACGCCUUUCAGCGGAUACGAGCUGACCAGAUACGAGUACACAGAGAAGAACAACAGGAGACAAGCCUCAUCUACAAGCAUCCUUACGUACGGAGCCAACCAGGUGAUCAAGAGUACCACAGAGGUCGUGUACUACCCUAACUCUGAGGUAAAGGUCAAUAUCCAGACUCCGUUCAGGAGCUACGAAGACAUGUCUUUGUCGUAUCUGUUGGACACAACCGGACCAAGAUACAGACUGGAGAGCAACGUGAACCUGGGCGUGGGACGCACUCUCACUUUGAAUGGAGGUUUCGACUCUUCUGAUGACGUGUCGGGCUACGUUGACCUGAAGACGCCUUUGAACGGUUACAGAAACCUCGGCAUGAACUUCCGCCAUACAGGAAAUGCCCAGAAGUUCAACUGUGAAGGCAAGGUGACCUACGCUGACAGCAAGGACAUCAGCGGCAAAGUAAACUUUUACAGGUACAUGUGGCGACGUGUUACCGCUUCUGCUGAACUGAGCACACCUUUCUCUGGACUGGAAACCACCAAAGCUGAGGUUAAGUACGAAGACAGGUCCACCAGCAUGAGUGCUUCAUCCUCUCUGCAGUACGGCAAUGGACAGACACUUGCAGGCAACGUCAAACUGACCUACUCUCCAAACUACGACCUCCUUGUCACGAUCAACACCCCUUUCUACGAGAUCAGAAAUGUUCGCGCCAUGGCUACCGCUGACCUGAAUGCCCCAAGCUACGCAGUUACCAGCGGCCUCACAUAUGGCUACAACAAAGCCUUCAACGCCAACGGAAAACUGAACCUGUUCUCUGCCAACAAGCUCGACGGCUCUCUUGAAGUGAAGACGCCUAUUGCUGGAUUAGAAUUCACAAAGGUCGACUACGAACAUAAAAUCGACUCCACCAGCGUAGACGGCUCUGCCUCUUUGACCUAUGAGAACGGACGCAAAUUGGUGAGCGCUGAGCUGCAGUCCACCAUCUACCCAUCAUUUGACGCCAGUGUUACCCUCAAGACUCCCAUCUACGGCUACAGCAGCAUCCAGGGAUCAGCCGCCUACGACAGCUCUUACAACAAGUACGAAACCUCCAGCUCUCUCAAGAUUGAAGGACGUACUCAGUACACAAUGAGCUCCGGCUUGGACUACUCCGUGGAGCCCAUGAGGGUUUUCACAAAGGUCUCAACCCCGCACUCAGACUUCCGUGACGUGGAGCUCGUCUUGACUCAUGAAGGUCAGCUCACAAACUUCAAGACCACUGGAUUCCUGGCCUCUCCUCUCACCGACAACGUCAACGCCCAGGCCUCUCUCGACUACAAGAGCCCCUACGACAUGAGCGUGGGUGCAUCCAUGAAGAGCUCCCUGGCUGGCAUGGACGACCUCAAGUUUGAAAUGAAGAACUCUGACGCUUCCGGAGAGAAGAAGAUGAACACUAUCGCCGGUUGGACCGACGGACACCAGAUCCAAACUGAUGUUGUUUUCCGCCAUCAAGAUGGCUGGUAUGAGGAUCUGAUGACCGCUGACAUCAGCGUGUCCACUCCAUUCACCACCCUGCGUAGCCUGUCCGUACAGACUGAGAAAACGACCAAGUCGGAGGGUUAUGAAGGCAAAUUGGCCGUCAACAUGAACGGUGCCCAACUCCUGGACAUGAGUGGAGAGUACAGCAACAAGGACAAACGCGAAGCUACCGUGACCUUCACCCAGCCAUGGGCUAUGCAGUACACUGCUAGCGGCUUCAGCCAAGACGGAAAGAUGGAGGCUGACGUUAUGGCAAACUGGAACAGAGAUGAGCUAAACAGCAACGUCCAUGUGGUGGCUGUGAUGAACGACAAGUCGGACUCCUACCUCAUCGACAGGUCCAUGGACAUCAGCGUAGAGCGUGCUUCCCGCAAGAUGGGCGUGUCUCACACUCAGAAGCUGUCCGACGCCCAACUGCACAGCACCGGAAAGUUCUACUGGGACUCUGGCGAUGAGGACCAAGUGUCCUACGACUUGACCAUGACCGACAGCAGCCGUCGCAGCAAAGCCAUCUCUGAGGCCAGCCUUAAGCUGGGACUUCCCUCUAGAACGUUGGAAUGGGCCGGAUCUCUGAGUGACAGCCCAGCAGCUAAAACCGCUGACGCCACAUUCAACUGGGACGCAGGACGCGAUGACAGCAAACAGGUUGGCCUCAAGGCCACUAUGACCAGAGGAAAAUCUCUCCGUGGUGACGUCACUCUAAGCAUGCCAUACAUCAGAAAGGAAAUCCGUGUGGACGGAGAACUCAUGCUGAAGAACGGUCGCAUUAUCCUGGACUCCAAGACCGACAUCUCCUACUCCAGCGACGCCCGCAAGACCUUGACCCUGACUUCCAAGGUACAGGACAUCUCUGACUACUACAGCAACUUCAACUACAGCGUGGAGUUGGGCCUGAGCCACCCGUACACCAACAUCGACCUCAAGAUGAACUCGCACCUGGGCAGUUCUGACGAGCGCAUGACCGCUGGCCUGGAUACCAGUUACCUGACCGCCAGCAAACAGACCAAGAACCUGGCAAUGCUUGCUGAGAUUAACAAAAUCAAGAAACAGAUCAGUCUGCAGAUGUUCAGCCCCAUGAACAAUAUCCAGAUUGUGGGUGAUGUUGUGAGCACCAGCCCAUCCAAGCUGAGACUGUUGAACAGGAUGAACGGUGAGGAGACCUUCCGCUCCGACCUCACCCUGGACUCUGACAAGCAGAUGGCCGAGAUCAGCGCCAUCAUGGGCUCCGAGACAUACAGCCUGACAGCCGUGUACCCCAACAGCACCGCUUUCAACGCCUUCAUUUCGCACUCCACCCCCGACGUUCGCCACAAGGAGGCGCUUCUUGCUGUCCGACUCAACACGACACGCCUCCUGCACAGCCGCUUGGCAUGGCGCCCAGACAUGUGGGCGGAGCUUACUUCCGGACUUGAGGGGAAGGCAACGCGUGCCGGCAUCAGGGCCGCUGAAAACUGGGCUUUGCUCAACGCUGCUGUUGCUGAUGAGUUCGCUGCCAAAUAUGGUGCUGUGUCGAGCUCUGUAAAAGAAGAACUCAGCCCCCUGAUCGACAUGUUGGAGCGAGAACUGAACCGUAUGGCCUACAGAAUGAAUGACAUGUCACGGGAUCUCAGUGCUAUCUACCAGCGCAACGACUUCUACGCACAAGACAUGGGUGUGGUCUACACCACAAUGCAGAGAGAGUUCGAUUCCAUGAAAAUGGAAUACCGCCGCACGUACAUGGCGCUCAUCAGAUCUCUGAGACAGGCCAUAGACGACAUGAUGGCUUUCCCUGCCAGAGAGAGGUACUCUGAGUUUGUGGCUUCCGGCGUGGCCUAUAUGGCUAAGAACAUCUACUCCUCUCUCUCCUACUUGGAAGAGUACACAGCCGAGGCUGUCAAAGCAUUGACUGAGUACAAAGAGAAGACACAGAAAUUCGCCAAGUCCGUUUCAAACACAGUCUACAAUGCCACAUACGUAGACUACAUCUCAAAUAGAGUCAAGAACGUCGACAUUUCGCCUUACAUCACUUCUUUCGAGAUGCCAGAAGAGUACAGCAACGUCAUUGCUGGCGCCAGAAGCUCCGCCAUGUCUGGUCUUAAGACUUUGUGGGAACGCCCUGAGAUUGAUGGAGUCAGGAGCGAGCUGAACAGCGUUUACCAGAAGGGCGCCUGGACUUACAAGUACUGGAACGUGGAGGAGAACCUGAAGACCAACAUUGAGAGGAUGGCCAAGCUGCUCCGUGAGAUUGUUGAGGAUGAGCUCAAAGAACUGUCCGAUCACCACCGCAAACUCUUCAAGAACCCCAUCACCGUGUGGGCGCCAGAGCAGGGAGAGAUCCAGGCCGAGAUUCCUUUGCCCUUUGCCCUCAAGAGACUCGACGAAAUGCCAGACAUGAGCCCCCUUGUGAACAGAGCUGAGAGGUUCGCCCAAGAAGUGGCCGUCUAUUUGCCUGACCAGAGCACUUGGGAGAACAUGAAACAGUCCGUCUCAGACAUGUGGCCUGAAGCCGCGAAAGAGGUUGAGGAGAAGGAAGACACCGACGAGGUUCGUCUCUCAAAGUACACACCUUCCCGCAGGUUCAGAAUGAAGAAGGGAGGAAAGAAGCUGAGGAAGUACAGGAUGUAAAGAAGGAAAACGCCCUCUUUCUCUCCACACGGACUUGGAUCGUCCGAGGACCAAUGAUAUUAUGAACCUUAUGUUUUGCUAUUAACUUAUGUAGAGUGUUCCGACAACUUUCGAAAUCCGUUUCUGAAAUACUUGAAAUUGUAACUAGCUUUUAUCAUUGAAGUUUUAUAUUAUUCUUUGUUUUUCUAUUUUUGAUAUAAAUUAAAUAUAAUCAAAGCGUA
Molecule: messenger RNA, 12478 nt
Organism: Aplysia californica (California sea hare)
Lineage: Eukaryota; Metazoa; Mollusca; Gastropoda; Aplysiida; Aplysiidae
Exons: 27
Coding region: 57-12257 (4066 amino acids)
Biological process (GO): lipid transport
Molecular function (GO): lipid carrier activity
Source: RefSeq, a predicted model, not a curated record